AUGGUAGUUCAAACAGUUAACAAAGGCGUAGUUGAUUUUGAGGACUUCUUAUUCCGACGAAGGCCGUCUGCGACACCCUUCAGCAACACCGUCUUCCUAAUCUCAGUGAAUCGUCACAAUACAACUACCAAUCGUCCAGGCCUGUGCAUAACCGAUUUUCCAGUGCCGAACGCAUGCCCCCCUCCAUCAUGCCCCGCUCCACCACCACCACCACCUCCCCCUCCUUCUUCCGCAGCUGCUACUCCCCAAGCACCACGGGUCCUUGCUUCCUACACUGCUCCUCGCGGUGCUGACUCGCAGAAACUCAUUUCCCAUUUCCGCCGCAGUCGCAGCCAAUACCAUCCGAACCCACCACCCUACCGUCGUCCCCUGCCACCUCCUACCGAAUCCACCAAGCUCUGUGGAGGAAGCAUCUCUUCCGCUCCGGAGCUCUACACUAUCUGCCCUCUCCCCCCGACUGUCAACGAGCCCUCGGACUUUGGAGAGGAGGAUGCGUCCGCCGUGAAGCCGCCUUCAGCCACCACAGUACUGGGAAUCUCGGAAGUCUUAAAAGAACCUGAAGAGCAGGAUGAAGUGUUACUUGACGAGGGAAACGAGAAUGAGGACACUGACUUCGAUAGCUAUGUUGUCACCGGUACUGAAGGGGAAGAGGGUGGUGCCGGCGAUGAGGACGAUGAUGAGGACAUCAAAUCUGCCUUCUUGGUUACCCCCCGUCAAUCGUCCUCUGCGGAACAGGGAGAAGCUUCCACCACUGCGUGCCUUCAUCUUUCGAGCACGGAGCAACGUAGGCGACUGAGUAUGCAGUCAAGCUUGAAGAUAUUGCAGGAGCUCGUCCUGCAAAACCAGGAGAAGAGACUGGGAGGGGAGAGGAAGGUGACCAGUGGUCAUCAAACUUUGCAGCAACAGCAUAACCACCACGUUCAUCACCAGAAGACCUCAAAAGCGGCGGUUUUGAGGGAUGGUGCGGAGUUGAUUCGAUCUCAGAGGGCGAUUCGUGAUCAGUUGGAUGCGGAGAUUAAUCGUCUUAGGGCGGAGCUGGAUAGUCUCCAGGAGUCAGUUAACGCAUGUUGCGACAAGCUGCCCACGUCGGGGGCCAUGUCCAAGCAGCAGGUGAAGAGCAUGAAGAAUGUGGCACGCGUCUGGUUCCGUAAUUUUGUGGCCGCAGCGACAGAGGCCAACUGGAAGUUCUACAUUUUCAGCCUCAUCUUCACAGAGGUCUUCGAAACCUACUGUGAGAAGGUCUGCUGCUCAGCUUCCCGCGAAGUCCUUCGACGGUCCACGAUCAGCUGGUUGGAGGAUCACUGCGAUUUGCCACAGCUACGAAAGCGCGUCAGUGUUGUCGUAUCUAUGCAAGUGACAAGGCACGCGAAGCAGCCUCUCGUUUGGCUUUCCAAUCAUCCCCACCACCGUCUUCGCUAUCCUUCUCCACCGCCACCACAACUUCCAGGUCCUCCACCUCUCCCUCUUCGGUACCGCAUUUCUCCCCACCCCUUCCCAACCUUUCUCAGCCUGCCUCUUCCUCCUCAACUUCCACUACCACCACCUUUCUGCCACAUCUCUAGCAGGGCGCUACUUACUACUUUUGAUAAUCUACUCUCCAUUGCUCUUUUUACCGCGGGUGGAAUUCAUGUCGCCACUUUGUGGGCCAAAUCGCAGGAGACUGGAAGGCUCCGAGGUCAGCAACGCAGCUUAGACGGAAAUCAGCCUGCCAAGAAUGCACAAAAUAAAAGCGGGGAUGCUGACAACUUCACAUUCAAUUUUGAGCAGUCGAUUUAG
Echinococcus granulosus is the source of this 1776-nucleotide messenger RNA. RefSeq names its product MLX-interacting protein. Gene Ontology annotation, biological process: regulation of transcription by RNA polymerase II. NCBI's taxonomy places the organism in Eukaryota, Metazoa, Platyhelminthes, Cestoda, Cyclophyllidea, Taeniidae. The transcript has 7 exons. The record is from RefSeq and is a predicted model, not a curated record. Gene Ontology annotation, molecular function: protein dimerization activity; RNA polymerase II cis-regulatory region sequence-specific DNA binding; DNA-binding transcription factor activity, RNA polymerase II-specific. Bases 1 to 1776 code for a protein of 591 amino acids. Gene Ontology annotation, cellular component: nucleus.